This is a messenger RNA of Cylindrotheca closterium, 4257 nucleotides long. Lineage: Eukaryota; Bacillariophyta; Bacillariophyceae; Bacillariales; Bacillariaceae. The record is from the annotation of a GenBank genome assembly.
AUGAUGAAGCCUUCGGUCUUACUUGCGACAUUUGUGUGGAUGAACAGUGUCGUUGCAACUGUGCAAGCUGACACCUUCACCAUCCAGAUGACGUCUGGGUUUAGUUCGAGGGGUGUUCGUAUCCUCACAAGACCCCUUUCUGGAUAUGUGGCCGAUGUCGAUAAUCCAAUGGCUUGGAACAUGGCAACUGCUGAUCUUUAUUGCCCAAUCUUUGACCCGAACGUCAUUCCCGUUCCUCCUAUUGACCAACCAGAGAAUUGGGGAAGAAAAGGUUUUCUCAGUGGCUUCAAAAUCAUCCCCGAGCAACAAGGAUUGACGCUUACAUCCGUUGUGAAUGUAGAUUACGUUAGUGAUGGACAACCUUUCACCGCAACAUCAGAUCCCCGAAGUAGUGUACCACUGCCAAACGGAGUAGAGAUGAACUCUUACAUGGUUCAGGCUUUGAAUAUCCAUGAUUCGGGCGGCACUUUUUCGACCUCGAGAUACUUUGUUGAUUUUCCAAACCAAGAAAUUGUUGGUGUGGCAUACUCGGAUCAUAUUCGUAUUUCAAACCCAGUCUUCGGGUUGAAUGGGGGCAAUGCUUACAGUGGACAAUCCACAACAAAUGGACUCACCCUUUCGGUCAACGAGUGGUUUAAGGUGAACGUAGACUCGGUGCCUACCGAUUCUUGUCCAGAGGCUCAACCUCGCAUUUCUUCUGCUGUCGGAGCCAAUGGCCAAACCGUCACAUUGAGUAUCGCAGCAGAAUUCAAUCUACGUCAAGCCCGCAUUAUCACCAAGCCACGGCCUGGAUAUUCAGCAGCAACUGACAUUCCAAAGGUUUGGUCCUUGUCUGCUCCUGGAAUCUGUCCAAUCUUUGAGACAGACGCACUCUUGUCAACGCCCAUGCUGAACAAAUUUAAUAUAGGACGAAAAGACUAUUUGGAUGGAUUCAAGAUCUGGCCGGAAGCUCAGGAUGUUACCAUUAGCUCCGACGUUUACAUUGACAUGUGGCAUGAUAGUGAUCGAUGUCAUGUGAUCAAGUAUCAAGAUUCCACGAAAUUCGCGCUGCCAUACGGAGAGACCUACAACGCUUACAUGGCACAGGCUUUUCCAGCUUCAAAUGAAUAUUCUGUCUACCAGAAUAUUGUCCAAUUCCCAAACCAAGAUGUUAUUGGAAUUGUCUUUACUACUGAUACUUCCAAGACUCUGAGCCUGUUGAGACCAACUGAUAGCGUUUUCGAAGUUGGGACCCUAUAUGAAGGCAACAACCAGUUUGAACCUGGAUUCAGUCCCACGAACAUUGGUAUGGUUCUGGGAGGUGACGCAUGGUUUAAGAUCAACUGCGACGAAGCACCGGAUGAAGACACCAGCUGUGUCGAAUCCCAAGUGCCACCGCCACUCACGCGAGUGGGAGAGAGGGUCUCUGUAAAAAUGGCUGUUGGGACUGGCCCAAAGCAAGUGCGCAUUCUCACAAGAAGGAAGCCAGGAUUUCUUGCACCUAUUCCUCCGCCAAUUGCCCUGAACAAUUCAUCUGGAACUAUGACUGUGGAUCCCAAUGCCUUUGUUGCGCCACCGGCCGAAUGCUGUGCGAGGGCUGAACUUGAUGGGUUCUUUGUUUGGCCUGAAAAGCAAGACUUUAGUAUUCCUUUUGAUGGUGUUUAUGCUGACAUUCUGAGCACAAACGAUCGUUGCAUCUACAGAACAAAUGACGAUGAAACUCGCUACGAGAUUGCCCAAGGCGUUGGAUACAGUUCGUACAUGAUUCAAGGGUACGCCACGGUGUCUACGGAUUACAGUUACAGUGUCGAGUUUCCCAACCAGGAGGUAGUUGGUGUGUUCUACACUACUCCGGAUAACACUCAGGACCUACUGGUGGUCUACGACGAUUUCUUCAAUGAUGCAAUGAAUACAUAUGAUUUUUCAUUCCGGAGCUCUUCAAGCAGAGGGAUUGAUUUGCCAGGGGGCGAUUGGAUUACAAUCAAUUGUGAUGGACCACCACCUAGUCCCGUCGCACCAAGAGGAAGCUAUACUGUCGACAGAGGAUUCAUUGGUACCGUGGUCGAUUUGUCUGUCCAGAGUCGAAAUCCAGACGACCCUUGCGAGAUGUGUGUAGCACGAGGAUGGGGCGAUCCUCACAUCGAAACGUUUGAUGGGGUAAAGUACGACGUUCACGUCCAAGGAGAGCUAACUUUCCUCAAGUCGUUACAAAACGAUUUUGAGAUCCAGGCUCGAACGGAGAUUGUAGGGCCAGGUCAAAGUCCUGCCAUCACCACUGCUGUUGUUGUGCACGAAAACAGUAUCCACAAUCUUCCUGUUGUACAGCUGUCAAUCGCACAACCCAAUUCAAUUCAAGAUUCUGUGGAAAUUGCGACCUGCCCCGUCCAGCUGUUUGUGGACAACCAAUACAAGAAUAUAAUGGAUGGAACUGGAACGGAAGAUGCAAGUGUCCAAGUUUCAGGCCACAACGUAUACGUUGAGUACCCGCUAACUCGUUUGCGACUUGAAGUUCGGGUGCGACUAUGGAAGAAUCAUUGCCUCUUCGACGUAAAUUAUCUUUUGGCCGAUUGCCGGUGCAACGAUACUCUAGUUGGUAUCCUUGGUAGUCCAAAUGGACAGUGGAUUGACGACUGGAUGGAUACCAACGGGACCGCAGUCGCAAUUCCCAGAAACGAGACUGACAGACGACUUGGCAAGGCGUACAAUUAUUCCCAAGGAUGGUGUCUGGAAGAUGCCGGCGAUUCACACUUCACCUAUGAUGGGGAUUACGACUUUAAAUUCUUCGACAAUUGUACGUUGCCUUACGAUAACACUAUUGAGGAUGCUCUAGACGACGCCACCCCAGAAGAGAUCGCUGCGUGUACCCCCGAAGGCGAAGAUAUGCCCCUUGUCGGAUGUCUCAUCGAAGCAGUUACUUUCGGGUUAGAGGCUGUCGAAGUGUACCUGGAAAAAGAAAAGGGUGACGAUGUCAUAUCGGACUAUGCUAAUGAACCAACAAGUGGCCCCACAACAGGACCGACAUCCGUGCUAACUUCGCACCCAACAAGUGGACCUAGCUCUGCGCCAACAUUCCGGCCAACAUCUGAACCGACAAGUGAACCAACAUCUGGCCCUACUUCUGUACCCACAACUGGACCAACAUCGGGACCCACAUCCGGACCAACUUCUCCACCUACUUCUGGACCAACAUCGGGACCAACUUUUCCACCCGCCUACGGGCCUACAAGUGGGCCCACAUCGGGUCCAACGAGUGGACCUACUUCUGGACCAACAUCUGGGCCUACAACUGGCCCUACUUCUGGACCCACAUCCGGACCAACUUCUCCACCUACUUCUGGACCAACAUCGGGACCAACUUCUCCACCUACCUCCGGGCCUACGAGUCAACCUACUUCCGUACCAACCGCUGGCCCCACAAGUGGGCCAACAUCUGGCCCCACAUCAGGUCCAACGAGUGGACCAACGUCUGGUCCUACAUCCGGCCCUACCUCGUCUCCAGUUGCAAAAGACGAUAAGCCAGAAACCGAGGUGAAUGGUGAUCCACACUUCAAGACAUGGAAGAAUGAGCACUUUGAAUUCCACGGACAGUGCGAUAUUGUCAUGAUUUCUGACAAGGACUUUUCCAACGGCCUUGGUAUUGAUAUUCAUAUCCGCACCAAGAUUGUUCGAUUCUGGAGUUACAUUGAAAAGGCUGUCGUUCGCAUUGGCAAUGACAUUCUUGAAAUCGAAGGACUGCCCGAUUUCUCUGCCAGCUAUUGGAUUAACUACGAACACAUGGGCGAAUUGACCGAUUUAUCUGGCUUCCCUGUAUCCCUCAACCAUAACUCCGAUCGCUACACAAUUGAUUUGGGUAGUCUGUACCCGGGAGAAGAGAUUCAAAUCAAAACCUUCAAGGAAUUUGUUGGAGUGAAGAUUAUUGGCGCCUCUGAGACUUCUUUUGGAAAGUCUAUAGGUAUCACUGGAGACUUCCGCACUGGCAACACGUAUGCUCGCGAUGGAAGCACUGUAUUGCACGACUUUACCGAACUUGGAAACGAAUGGCAAGUCCUGCCUUCUGAUGGACACUUCUUCCAUGCUGCAUCUCGGCCACAGUUCCCAGAGAAGUGCUUGGUCCCAGAAAAUCCACAGGGACGACGCAAGCGUCGGUUGGAUGAGAAUACUGUCUCCGAAGUACAAGCUGGAGCCGCUUGUGCUAGACUUGAAGAUGAGUUUAGCCGCAAGGGUUGCGUGUACGAUAUCUUGGCCACUCAAGAUUUGGAUAUGGUCGGCGCUUAUUAG